Puntigrus tetrazona (Sumatra barb) is the source of this 1380-nucleotide messenger RNA. RefSeq names its product amine sulfotransferase-like. Gene Ontology annotation, cellular component: cytoplasm. Gene Ontology annotation, molecular function: sulfotransferase activity. The record is from RefSeq and is a predicted model, not a curated record. The transcript is spliced from 6 exons. Bases 10 to 912 code for a protein of 300 amino acids. NCBI's taxonomy places the organism in Eukaryota, Metazoa, Chordata, Actinopteri, Cypriniformes, Cyprinidae. Gene Ontology annotation, biological process: sulfation.
AUCUCAAACAUGGCUCAGCAGGAAUACAAAGUGCUUAGUGACAAAAUGUUCACCUACAAAGGAACUGUUUUAACUUUUGAGGACAAUUAUGAUCUCACUCCAGAAUAUAUUGACAGUUUAGAGGAUUUUGAAACAAAGGAUGAUGAUGUCUUUGUUGUUACCUUCCCCAAAUCUGGUACAGUAUGGACCCAACGGAUCAUGACAUUAAUAUACGCAGAAGAUUUCCCAGACACGGCCAACCAACUCACAUUCGAGCAGAUGCCGUGGCUGGAGUAUCGGAUAACGGGGACAGAUUACAACACACGACCAUCUCCAAGACUCUUCUGCUCCCAUUUACUCCAGCAGCUGAUGCCAAAAAUGCUGCAAAGAAAAGGAAAAGUCAUCUAUGUCAUGAGAAACCCUAAAGACGUCAUGGUGUCAUAUUUCCAUUUUUCCAACAAUAUGAAAAACAUGGAUUCAUCCGAGAACUUUGAAGAGAUGCUGAAAACUUUUGUCACAGGAUGGAUGGUAGGUGGCUGUUGGUUUGAUCAUGUUAAAGGAUGGAUCUCAAAUAAAGACAAAUACAACAACAUCCUGAUCCUUACUUAUGAAGAAAUGAUCAAGGACCUCAGAUCUGUCGUCGUGAAAAUCUGUGAGUUUGUGGGAAAGAAUCUGUCGGACGCAGCGAUUGAUAAAGUGGUGGAAACAGCCACAUUCAAGAACAUGAAGAAAGACCCCGUGGCCAACUAUGAAUCCCUUCCUCAGAAUAUCACAGACCACCCAAAAGGACUGUUUUUGCGCAAAGGAACAGUUGGGGACUGGAAGAACUCUUUAACCGUGGCUCAAAGUGAAUGUUUUGACCGCGUCUACCAAGAAAGAAUGAAGGAUAUACCUCUUAACUUUGUCUGGGACAUCUCAGAAUUGAUUGGCUGAAAUGCAAAAACAUCAAACUAAUAAUGAUAAAAAAAGAAAUCAGGAUAAUAAAAGGAAGACAUAAUAUGCAAUUGUAUAUGUUGACUACACAACCAUAACAAAACAGAUAUCAGGUUGCUAGUCUUGAUGCAGGUUAAAGGCUUAUUGUGAACAUCAUGUAAAAACAAUAUUAAUUUACAUUCUGUAAUUUUCAAACAAUUUUAAAUUGAAUAUGCUAAUGGUGUCACUUUUUGUGCUGUAAAAAAUGCUGUAAAAAACAAAUUAAAUCAAGGCUUUUAUGUGUUACUCUCAAAAAUAAAAUGUCCUUAAAUAUAAAAUGUACUUAUAUGGUUUUGAAAGUCUUAGUUUUAUUUAUUUUAUUAUUUUUGUGUGUUUCUGUGUGUGUAUUACUUGCCUGUAACAAGAUUAUUAUGACUGAAUUUACAACGGUAUUACAUUAAAUGCAAUAAACACUAAGACUUAUUUUGA